GAUGCCCUGUCGGGAACCCACUGAUAUAUUUCGUAUUCUUAAAAGAAUGAGAAUGAACAUGGACACAUUUUCAUGACGGAUGUUAAAAAGGAUUACAUAAAUUGAAAUGCUAUAAAUAUGUAUCGGAAUUGCUUUUGUCUUCACAUUUUUUCUCUUACACACCACAACUUUAAGCCACCCAUGAUGAUCGCUUUAGUAGCUUUGACCGUGUUUGUGCAGAGUGUGUUUGGAGGAAACCUGGUAGAGGUUUUACAAAACGACGGGGAGACGACUUUAAUAUCUCUUGUCAAGCAAGCCGGUCUGGCUGACGCUCUCUUAUCAGGUAUUUUGCAUGAUAUAGUUAAUUUGUAUUUCAAAAAAUUGUUGUUUAAAUUAUUUUUGAAUACUAAUACGAGUUGUUUUACUAUUACAGGAGAGUACACCAUAUUUGCUCCAACAAAUGCUGCAUUCUCCAAACUUCCCCAGUCUGUCCUUGACGGUCUACAGAGAGAUACCGCCGCCUUGGCAAAUAUACUGAAAUACCACGUGGUCAAAGGUUCCAUUCACAAGGCCGAUGCAUCCAAUGAGCUUCAGUUGGAGACUUUGGCUGGAACCAAAAUCAGAUUUAACAUCUAUAAUCACAAUCACGUGGUGACUGUGGAAGGAUCCAAAAUCACACACUUUGACCUGACCGCCUCAAAUGGUAUGGUGCACGUGAUUGACACUGUAAUGAUGCCUCCUUCAGGAAGCAUUGUGGAUUUGGUGGCCGGCAACAGCGACCUGAGCACCCUUCUGUCUCAGGUCCAAUCAGCAGGAUUGGCCGGGGCACUACAGGGAAAUGCUCUAACGGUAUUUGCACCAACCAACGCUGCAUUUAAUAGACUUGGCAGUCAUGUAUUAAACAAUCUGAAAAGCAACCCACAGCUUCUGAAAGAAAUUCUGGAGUACCACGUCGUUCCUCACACUGAAUACUCAGCUGGAUUGUACAACCGAGAACACCUCGCAACUCUAGAUUCUCACCAUGACGUCAUCAGACUUGGAGUCAGUACUAAUGGUGUUGUUAUUAAUCACCGUGCUCACGUGACAAAAGCCGACAUUAGCGCCACCAACGGUGUUGUACACAUCAUUGAUCACCCACCCAUGAUGAUCGCUUUAGUAGCUUUGACCGUGUUUGUGCAGAGUGUGUUUGGAGGAAACCUGGUAGAGGUUUUACAAAACGACGGGGAGACGACUUUAAUAUCUCUUGUCAAGCAAGCCGGUCUGGCUGACGCUCUCUUAUCAGGAGAGUACACCAUAUUUGCUCCAACAAAUGCUGCAUUCUCCAAACUUCCCCAGUCUGUCCUUGACGGUCUACAGAGAGAUACCGCCGCCUUGGCAAAUAUACUGAAAUACCACGUGGUCAAAGGUUCCAUUCACAAGGCCGAUGCAUCCAAUGAGCUUCAGUUGGAGACUUUGGCUGGAACCAAAAUCAGAUUUAACAUCUAUAAUCACAAUCACGUGGUGACUGUGGAAGGAUCCAAAAUCACACACUUUGACCUGACCGCCUCAAAUGGUAUGGUGCACGUGAUUGACACUGUAAUGAUGCCUCCUUCAGGAAGCAUUGUGGAUUUGGUGGCCGGCAACAGCGACCUGAGCACUCUUCUGUCUCAGGUCCAAUCAGCAGGAUUGGCCGGGGCACUACAGGGAGAUGCUCUAACGGUAUUUGCACCAACCAACGCUGCAUUUAAUAGACUUGGCAGUCAUGUAUUAAACAACCUGAAAAGCAACCCACAGCUUCUGAAAGAAAUUCUGGAGUACCACGUCGUUCCUCACACUGAAUACUCAGCUGGAUUGUACAACCGAGAACACCUCGCAACUCUAGAUUCUCACCAUGACGUCAUCAGACUUGGAGUCAGUACUAAUGGUGUUGUUAUUAAUCACCGUGCUCACGUGACAAAAGCCGACAUUAGCGCCACCAACGGUGUUGUACACAUCAUUGAUCACGUUCUUAUUCCAGCCCGCCAUAUCUUUUCUUCGAUAUUGGGAAGAAAUUGUCUUCACAUUUUUUCUCUUACACACCACAACUUUAAGCCACCCAUGAUGAUCGCUUUAGUAGCUUUGACCGUGUUUGUGCAGAGUGUGUUUGGAGGAAACCUGGUAGAGGUUUUACAAAACGACGGGGAGACGACUUUAAUAUCUCUUGUCAAGCAAGCCGGUCUGGCUGACGCUCUCUUAUCAGGUAUUUUGCAUGAUAUAGUUAAUUUGUAUUUCAAAAAAUUGUUGUUUAAAUUAUUUUUGAAUACUAAUACGAGUUGUUUUACUAUUACAGGAGAGUACACCAUAUUUGCUCCAACAAAUGCUGCAUUCUCCAAACUUCCCCAGUCUGUCCUUGACGGUCUACAGAGAGAUACCGCCGCCUUGGCAAAUAUACUGAAAUACCACGUGGUCAAAGGUUCCAUUCACAAGGCCGAUGCAUCCAAUGAGCUUCAGUUGGAGACUUUGGCUGGAACCAAAAUCAGAUUUAACAUCUAUAAUCACAAUCACGUGGUGACUGUGGAAGGAUCCAAAAUCACACACUUUGACCUGACCGCCUCAAAUGGUAUGGUGCACGUGAUUGACACUGUAAUGAUGCCUCCUUCAGGAAGCAUUGUGGAUUUGGUGGCCGGCAACAGCGACCUGAGCACCCUUCUGUCUCAGGUCCAAUCAGCAGGAUUGGCCGGGGCACUACAGGGAAAUGCUCUAACGGUAUUUGCACCAACCAACGCUGCAUUUAAUAGACUUGGCAGUCAUGUAUUAAACAAUCUGAAAAGCAACCCACAGCUUCUGAAAGAAAUUCUGGAGUACCACGUCGUUCCUCACACUGAAUACUCAGCUGGAUUGUACAACCGAGAACACCUCGCAACUCUAGAUUCUCACCAUGACGUCAUCAGACUUGGAGUCAGUACUAAUGGUGUUGUUAUUAAUCACCGUGCUCACGUGACAAAAGCCGACAUUAGCGCCACCAACGGUGUUGUACACAUCAUUGAUCACCCACCCAUGAUGAUCGCUUUAGUAGCUUUGACCGUGUUUGUGCAGAGUGUGUUUGGAGGAAACCUGGUAGAGGUUUUACAAAACGACGGGGAGACGACUUUAAUAUCUCUUGUCAAGCAAGCCGGUCUGGCUGACGCUCUCUUAUCAGGAGAGUACACCAUAUUUGCUCCAACAAAUGCUGCAUUCUCCAAACUUCCCCAGUCUGUCCUUGACGGUCUACAGAGAGAUACCGCCGCCUUGGCAAAUAUACUGAAAUACCACGUGGUCAAAGGUUCCAUUCACAAGGCCGAUGCAUCCAAUGAGCUUCAGUUGGAGACUUUGGCUGGAACCAAAAUCAGAUUUAACAUCUAUAAUCACAAUCACGUGGUGACUGUGGAAGGAUCCAAAAUCACACACUUUGACCUGACCGCCUCAAAUGGUAUGGUGCACGUGAUUGACACUGUAAUGAUGCCUCCUUCAGGAAGCAUUGUGGAUUUGGUGGCCGGCAACAGCGACCUGAGCACCCUUCUGUCUCAGGUCCAAUCAGCAGGAUUGGCCGGGGCACUACAGGGAGAUGCUCUAACGGUAUUUGCACCAACCAACGCUGCAUUUAAUAGACUUGGCAGUCAUGUAUUAAACAAUCUGAAAAGCAACCCACAGCUUCUGAAAGAAAUUCUGGAGUACCACGUCGUUCCUCACACUGAAUACUCAGCUGGAUUGUACAACCGAGAACACCUCGCAACUCUAGAUUCUCACCAUGACGUCAUCAGACUUGGAGUCAGUACUAAUGGUGUUGUUAUUAAUCACCGUGCUCACGUGACAAAAGCCGACAUUAGCGCCACCAACGGUGUUGUACACAUCAUUGAUCACGUUCUUAUUCCAGCCCGCCAUAUCUUUUCUUCGAUAUUGGGAAGAAAGUAAUUAUUUGAACAAACCAUUACGACAUUUUCACAUUUUUCACCUCAUGCCUUUGUUCAUAGCAUCACACUUUGCAAAUGCUAUCGUACAUUUUGUUAUUUAAUAUGCUUAUUGUUACCCACUGAGUGAAAACACAAAUGUUUUGCAAUAAAUAAUGUCAAAACGGAAAA
Messenger RNA from Magallana angulata, 4055 nucleotides. RefSeq lists its product as uncharacterized. Gene Ontology annotation, molecular function: cell adhesion molecule binding. Bases 118 to 3888 code for a protein of 1256 amino acids. Gene Ontology annotation, cellular component: extracellular matrix. Lineage: Eukaryota; Metazoa; Mollusca; Bivalvia; Ostreida; Ostreidae. The transcript is spliced from 24 exons. The record is from RefSeq and is a predicted model, not a curated record. Gene Ontology annotation, biological process: extracellular matrix organization; cell adhesion.